UCUCUCUCGCGCGUUGACUACUGUCCUGUACCCUCCCACGCCGUGCUGUGGUGUCCUUUGCUGCUCUCGCUCCCUCCUUCUGCUUGCGCUCCGCUUGUCUGUUCUCCUGCGCCUGCAUUCGUUCGGUCGCCGUCGCAUGCCCCCCGACUCCGCCGCCAUAUUUUGUUUGAGCAGCACUCUACGCACCCACACGGCCGAGCCAGGAUCAGCCGCCAACACGAACUCGCACCCCCGUCUCUGGCAGAACUGCUGACGCGCAAAGAGUGCCCAACCAUACUCCCGACGCCCUUUACUCGGCAGGCCAGCAGACUCCACCUCCAGCGCUGCCUCUCGCUCCACCGCAUAUGCUGCUCCACGCGCUGCUCGUGCAAUAGUGUGCUCGUCGAAUACCUUUGAGGUCUGCAGGACAGCAGGUCACUUCGACUCUCUAAAGCAGCAGCUUCAUCCGCGGUGAAGAAAACAAAGCCCGGCCACCAUCAAAUUUACCAUCGCACACCGAUACGGCCCGUCCGCGACGCACCACCACCAUAUAUACAUCUUAUCCGUGUACCACUUCCACCAUGUCGAACAUCAUCGGCAACCGCAACAGCACUCCCGAGACCUCGUCCUCCUCCCUCGGCGGCUCUACCCUUCGCCCACCACGCACUCUCCAGACCGCAGGACACCACCUGCGUGCCUCCGCCGACAUGGGCGCCUUCUCCGCGACAUCGCCACUCGCUACCAGAGGCAUCCGGCCUGCCUCGGAAGUAUAUUACAACCAGUUCAACCAGGGCGGCAGCUCCGCCAACCCAGACGAAGUUGCUGAAAAAGCGGCUCAGCAGUGGAUUGCAGAUAUCGAUCAGUAUGAGACAACGCUCGAGGAGAUGGCUGCUGCCACCCUCGAUCAAGACUUCAAGGACGAGCUGAGUGCUAUCGAGCAGUGGUUCCGUGUGCUUAGCGAGCCUGAGCGCACGGCAGCUCUAUAUGCCUUGCUCCAACAAACUACACAGGUGCAGAUCCGCUUUUUCAUCCAGGUCUUGCAGCAGAUGGCCAAGAGUCAUCCUAUGUCCGGCGUCCUGUCGCCUGCCGCAUUCAACGAGAAGGAUCCAAUGUCGUCGAGGAUGAACGAUGCUAUGAAUAAGCUUAAUGUUGAGGGUUCACGCGGAUCUUUCGGAUUUGGCAGCAAGCCACCUCCUUCGCCAGGCGCUAAGCGCAUGUCUGGCCUUGAUCCUAACACGAUCAAGUCUAUGUUUCCGGAUGCUGCGAAUGCUAUUGAGGACCAGAAGGCAGAAUUCCAGAAGACGACGGGCAGUGCCCCAAAGAGCAACAGGAACAGUGCGGUCGGAGACCGAUCUUCUCAGUAUAUGCCAACCAUCUCAGCGCCAGAAGAGGAGAGCAAGAAGAACGGCACAUCAGGCAUUCCAUCAGGUCCGUGGAGAAACACAAGUGGCUCGCAAGGCGAGAAUCAGCCUCCUAUCGGUAGGCCGAAGUCCUCCUCGAGCCAACAGCAGCAGCCACAGCAAAGUGGUCAGACCCCAAUGGGACAGUUUGGAGUGAGCCAAGCGCCACCACCAUCCGCAGGUCUGCGUUCUGGUAGGGCGUUCCCCAUCUCUGGUGAUAACAACAUUCAGUCUCAGACUGCUAGCCAGCUCGGACACACUGCCGAUGGUAUGCCAAUUCUCUCGCCAUAUGCCCCUGGCGCAAGCUGGGCGUCCAUGACCAACACUCCUAUGGUUUCCAACUUUAGCCAUCAGCAAAGUGCGAACCAAGCCGACAUGGUCGCCAACGCCACUGCUAUGAAGCUUGCCGCCUUGUCUACUGUCAACAACCGCCUGCAGCUUGAUGAUCCGCGCAAGUACCGCCGCGCCAGGUCUUCCGAGGGACAGAAUGGACAGAUGCCACUGUCGCCUGGUCUCCAAGGGGGCCAAGUGCCUGCAUCGAUCAUGAUGAGCAGCGACAUGGGCCAGUCUCUGACUCCACAACAGGCUGCUGCUUUGCAACAACACCAGAUCAACACUAUCCUGCAGAACCAGCGCUCGCGCCCAUCGUCUCCUGGCAUCGCCAUUACUGGCCCACACGGAGCCAACGCGGGCAUGAACAUGGCUGGCUUGCAGAGCAACGGCUUCCUUGCAGCUUACGAUAACGGCAUGGGCCAGCUUAACGCCAACAUGGCUGGCAUGAACCUGGGUAACUUUGCCAUGGGCAAUUUUGGCAAUGAAGGCUAUCUGUCUGAUGCCAGCGAGAUCAACCGAGGACGAUCUCCGCGAGGUCGACGUGGUAGCUCGAAGCCACCGGAGGAUCCCACCGAUCUUGCACUGCUGCGCGACAUUCCAAACUGGCUUCGCACACUCCGACUCCACAAGUAUACUGAUAACCUUAAGGAUAUGAACUGGCAGGAUCUGGUGAAGUUGGAUGAGGAGGGUCUGGAGAAGAAGGGUGUUGCGGCCAAGGGUGCACGCACGAAGCUUCUCAAGGUCUUUGAACAGGUGCAGCAGGCGCAGCAAGAAGGCCGACUGUAGAACAGUUCGCGUGCAAUUCGAGCAUCUUGCUGGCGUGCGACGUCACCCUACGCGAUGAGGCUGAGUCCCAUCUACCGGCGCCAACCACUGGUCUAGACGACGAGUGACUGGGCAGUGAAGAAGCGCGAUCGAGAGUUCGUCUGCAAGAGUGAUCCGCCGCAUUGGGUCAUCGUCAGGUGUGUACGCAGGGGCAUUCUGCUGUUAGAGUGCGAUUUGGAGUGCCGUGGAGCUCAACUACUUCUAGCGUUGUGUUACUACGGACUACUAAUGAUGAGGGAAACGGCAACGGAAAAUUUGGAGUCUGCAUGGCGCGGUAGAGGAGUUUGCUUCUUUCACGCUUUCUUCGCAUGCGAAACGAGGGAUGGAAAAGAAGAAAUGUCGGUAAUAGGAUCUAUUCUGCGAGAGACUCGUUGACUCUGGCAGGCACCUCCAAAAGAAAUACUGUACUGUACGUUCUGCACUUGCAUUUG
Messenger RNA from Cercospora beticola, 2968 nucleotides. RefSeq names its product Vts1p (gene VTS1). The record is from RefSeq and is a predicted model, not a curated record. Gene Ontology annotation, molecular function: protein binding; mRNA binding. NCBI's taxonomy places the organism in Eukaryota, Fungi, Ascomycota, Dothideomycetes, Mycosphaerellales, Mycosphaerellaceae. Gene Ontology annotation, biological process: regulation of mRNA stability; nuclear-transcribed mRNA poly(A) tail shortening. Gene Ontology annotation, cellular component: P-body.